GAGUGGUGAAAAAAAGCCCUAAAUUGUAAUGCCCUGUGAAUUGGACUGCCGUAAGUGAGACGACCAUCGAACAGAUCGAACAUAGCUACAGCUUACAAUUUACAUCUAUGUAUGUAACGUGUCGGCUCGGGGACCUGAGCGCCUAGAACGUAGUGUCUAUAAACAAGUUUCUAUUAUUUUAUGUAACUCAAUAUUAAACGUAUCACUCAAUAUAACUAUUUAAUCAACAUGAGAAAUUUUUUUUUCAUCUCAAAUGGAAUCAUUUUAAUUUUCGUCCUUCGACAGGUUAUUGGACAAAGACCAUACGCUGGUGCAGUACAUUACAUGGAACCUGGUGAUUCUGUAGAAAAUAAUGAACCAGGAUUAAAAAUAUUUUGUCAUAAUGCUAAGUCAAAAUACCUAAGUCACAUUUGGAGAACAAUCAUGAUGAGUUUACAUACUGAUUUAGACAAUUAUGAACUUUAUGAUGGAAAAUCAUCCACUGAAGUAAUAGAAAAGCAUGAUAUUAAUCAACGUUCCUGGAGAUUUAAUUGGUUUGGAAUAAAAAAAAAUAAACAAUUUCAUAUCAAUUUAUUUGAAGACACAUGCAUUGGAAUUUAUACUCCUCCAUAUAAUAACUAUAAUUACAAAAUGUCGAUGACAUUAACUGUCCUUGAUUUGUUAAAAGUUUCAUUGGCAUUAUCUGGAACAAUUAUUUUUUGGGCUAGUAAAAAACUAAGCAGAAAUACAUUAUUCUAUUACGCUACUGGAAUCACAUUAGGAGUGACAUUUUCAAUCUUAAUACUCAUUUGGUUUGCUUCCAAAUUUUUCGGAAGGGGAAAAACAAUGUAUGUGAUUGCAAGUAUCGGAUGGGCAUUUAGCUCUUGGGUUUUAAAUGGUCUCUGGCAGAAUGCACAAUUUAUUUUACAACAAUACAAAGAAUAUGUAAUUUGGUAUUUAAUAGUAUCAUCAGUAAUAAGUUUCAUUAUUUGUUAUCGGAUUGGACCAAUAACGAAUUCAAGAACAAAACAUAUUAUUCAGUGGGCCCUACAAGGAUUAGGACUUGCGAUGAUUUACUAUAGUAGUCACUUUCACGAAGCUUCGCUGUCGAUUUGUGUUUUAUUACUUUUUGUGUAUAAUUUUCCAAUGAUAGCAUUUCACAAAAGCAAAAAAUAUUGGUAAGUACUUAAUAUUUGUAUAAUCAACAAACAAAAAAAAAAAAAAAACCAA
Messenger RNA from Aphidius gifuensis, 1209 nucleotides. RefSeq names its product nuclear envelope integral membrane protein 1b (gene Nemp). The record is from RefSeq and is a predicted model, not a curated record. Bases 229 to 1161 code for a protein of 310 amino acids. The transcript has 6 exons. Lineage: Eukaryota; Metazoa; Arthropoda; Insecta; Hymenoptera; Braconidae. Gene Ontology annotation, cellular component: nuclear envelope.